AUGGUAAAGAAUGCGUAUGGCAUGCUCGUCUUCAUUGGCUGGGGUAUAAAGGAGUAUCACAACACAAAGAUCACAGCAGCACAGCAGCUGCUGCCUCACACACAGCUGACAGUGGAUGUGAAACUGACAGAUCUCAGCCGAACAGUCGCUGAACUUUCCAACCUGGUGAAAAACCAACUGGUGAAAAGCACCUCACACAGCACCGGGAAUGGAUCCAUCCCAGAUGAUGAAAUGGAUGCAUCCUGGCCUAUGUCAGAGUUACCAGCACAGUGCAUGUCCGGCCCAUUGGAACCAACAGCCUGUCAGACAUUUCUGCAGUAUGGUGAAACACCCUGUCAAUGUACACUGGCUGCUGCACAACACAAGGAUUACACUGCCCCCUCCAUCCACAAGUCCAGUCAGCAUCUAUCCCACUAUGACAUGCCCAUUUCGAAAACCAUGGCAGGACACCCCCAGCAGGUCACUGAGGCCAUGGGAAAUGAGCAGGAUUGGAUCAGAGCAAGAGUGGGGCAGCCUGCAGCGAGUCACGGAGGAGAAGCCAAAAGUGACAUUUCCCUCCACCCAGAGACAUCCUCACGCAAGAGGAAGAGGCCAGUGACGGAGGACAGUCAGACAGCGCAGCUGGUCGAAUGUGGAUCCCACCAUGUGAAUUCCCAAGGCACCCUGGCACAGGAAGUGGGAGGGUCCGGGAUUGGGAAGCAGUCAGGGAUUCAGGAAGGGUCAACGGUCAGAUCAAGGUCAGGGGUCAGUGCUGGGACAGGGUCAGGAGAGGAGCCAGGACGCUGGCCCACAACAGCGGAUCCCGAAGAUGUUCGGAGAGACAUCCAGAGCGGCUUUGGCCAAAUCCACACUGACCUCAUUGUGUUACAGCACUUCAUACAGAGUGGCUGUGAGCAUCUGAUUGAGCAAGCCUCCAGCCUCAUCAAUCUGCUGAUGACACUCCUGCAGCAGUUCACUCCUUGCACUCUCCACAAUACCAGCAGCACCAGCAGCUCCAGCAGCUUGAGGGCACAGAGCUGA
Messenger RNA from Chiloscyllium plagiosum (whitespotted bambooshark), 1020 nucleotides. The record is from RefSeq and is a predicted model, not a curated record. NCBI's taxonomy places the organism in Eukaryota, Metazoa, Chordata, Chondrichthyes, Orectolobiformes, Hemiscylliidae.